GAUGAGACCAAGCCAAGAUUUGUCAGCGCCAUCCUUAAUUCUGGACUGAUCCCCCCCCAGAACAUCAUACAAGAUGGGGAAAAAGGAACAAUACGACAUGUACGCGGUGGAGAUGGAGCGAGAGGAAGAUGGAGGGAUGGACGUCAAGAUCAAAAAGAAAAGCAAAGGCUCCAAGAAGCAAGAAAAGCUGGAGAGUAUGAAGAAAGAGAUGGACAUUAAUGACCAUGAGAUCACUAUAGAGGAGCUGGAACAGAAGUACAACACCAACGUCACCAAAGGAAUGAAGGCCACUUUUGCUGCAGAAAUACUGAUCCGGGAUGGUCCCAAUGAACUGAAGCCCCCAAAGGGCACCCCCGAGUACGUCAAGUUUGCCCGGCAGCUGGCAGGGGGGCUGCAGUGCCUGAUGUGGGUGGCAGCGGUGAUCUGCCUCAUUGCCUUUGGGAUCGAAUGUGCCCAGGGCGACCUGACUAGUGCGGAUAAUCUGUAUUUGGCCAUUACUCUCAUUGCUGUUGUGGUUGUCACCGGAUGCUUUGGGUAUUACCAGGAAUUCAAGAGCACCAACAUCAUUGCCAGCUUCAAGAACCUUGUCCCGCAGCAAGCUACUGUGCUGCGUGAUGGAGAGAAAUUCCAGAUUAAUGCCAACCAACUGGUGGUGGGAGACCUGGUAGAAAUUAAGGGAGGAGACCGUGUUCCUGCUGAUAUCAGGAUUAUAACAUCACAAGGAUGCAAGGUAGACAACUCCUCUCUGACAGGGGAGUCCGAGCCCCAGACCCGAUCCCCAGAAUAUACUCACGAGAGCCCCCUGGAGACAAGAAACAUUGCGUUCUUUUCCACCAUGUGUUUAGAGGGGACUGCCACAGGGGUCAUUAUCAACACAGGAGACCGCACCAUCAUUGGACGAAUUGCCAGUCUGGCAUCUGGUGUGGGCAAUGAGAAGACCCCCAUCGCUAUUGAGAUUGAGCACUUUGUGGACAUCAUUGCUGGACUCGCCAUCUUCUUCGGGGCUACCUUUUUUGUCGUUGCCAUGGUGAUUGGUUAUCCAUUCCUGAGGGCCAUGGUGUUCUUUAUGGCUAUUGUGGUAGCUUAUGUCCCAGAGGGUCUACUGGCUACCGUCACGGUGUGUCUGUCACUGACUGCCAAGCGCCUGGCCAGGAAGAACUGCGUAGUCAAGAACUUGGAAGCUGUGGAAACCUUGGGUUCAACAUCUGUCAUCUGUUCCGACAAGACUGGGACUUUGACUCAGAACCGGAUGACUGUCUCCCACUUGUGGUUCGACAACCAGAUCCACUCAGCCGACACCACUGAAGAUCAAUCAGGUCAAAGUUUUGAUCAGACCUCAGACACAUGGAGAGCCCUGAGUAAGGUGACAAGUCUCUGCAACAGAGCGUGCUUCAAAUCCGGACAGGACGGAGUCCCAAUUCCAAAGAGAAUUGUGAUUGGAGAUGCUUCCGAGACGGCUCUCCUGAAGUUCUCGGAGCUCACAGUUGGCAACGUCAUGGAGUACAGAGACCGAUUCAAGAAGGCGACAGAGUUGCCCUUCAACUCAACCAACAAAUUCCAAUUGUCUAUUCAUGAGCUGCAGGAUCCAUUAGAUCUCCGUUAUCUGCUGGUGAUGAAGGGAGCUCCAGAACGUAUCCUAGAACGAUGUUCUACCAUCAUGAUCAAAGGGCAGGAACUGCCUCUGGAUGAGCAGUGGAAGGAGGCUUUCCAGACCGCUUACAUGGACCUGGGAGGCCUGGGAGAAAGAGUGUUGGGUUUCUGCCACCUGUAUCUGAACGAGAAGGAAUAUCCCAGAGGUUUUAGCUUUGACACCGAAGAAAUGAAUUUCCCCACAAGCGGCUUGUGCUUUGCCGGAUUGAUUUCCAUGAUUGACCCUCCCCGUGCCACUGUGCCCGAUGCUGUCAUGAAGUGCCGGACUGCCGGAAUCAGGGUGAUCAUGGUUACUGGAGACCAUCCAAUCACAGCCAAAGCUAUUGCUGCAAGUGUGGGUAUCAUCUCUGAGGGUAGCGAGACAGUGGAGGACAUUGCAGCCCGUCUACGCAUUCCUGUGGAGCAAGUUAACAAACGUGAUGCCCGCGCCUGUGUCAUCAAUGGUGGCCAGUUGAAGGACAUGACCAGCGAGGAACUGGUAGAAGCUCUUAAACUGCAUCCUGAGAUGGUGUUUGCCCGAACCUCCCCUCAGCAGAAACUGAUCAUCGUGGAGAGUUGCCAGAAAUUGGGAGCCAUUGUGGCAGUCACUGGUGAUGGUGUCAACGACUCUCCUGCCUUAAAGAAGGCUGACAUUGGCGUGGCUAUGGGCAUCGCCGGAUCUGAUGCCGCCAAGAACGCAGCUGAUAUGAUUCUGCUGGAUGAUAACUUUGCCUCCAUUGUGACUGGGGUGGAACAAGGGCGUCUCAUCUUUGACAACCUGAAGAAGUCCAUUGCAUACACCCUGACCAAGAACAUCCCAGAACUGGCCCCAUAUCUCAUCUACAUCACAGCGAGUGUCCCUCUACCCCUGGGGUGCAUCACCAUCCUUUUCAUCGAGCUGUGCACAGACAUUUUCCCUUCAGUCUCCCUGGCCUACGAGAGGGCAGAAAGUGACAUUAUGCACCUUAAGCCAAGGAAUCCCCGCCGCGACCGUCUGGUGAAUGAAGCUCUGGCUGUCUAUUCCUACUUCCAAGUCGGUAUCAUCCAGUCCUUCGCUGGUUUUGUGGAUUAUUUUACUGUGAUGGCCCAAGAAGGCUGGUUUCCUGCAUACGUCCUGGGCCUUCGUUCUCACUGGGAGAACCAGCAUUUACAGGAUCUGGAAGACAGUUAUGGACAACAGUGGACCUUCAGCCAGCGUCUGUACCAGCAAUACAACUGUUACACCGUCUUCUUCAUCAGCAUUGAGGUGUGCCAGAUCGCAGAUGUCCUCAUCAGAAAAACCAGACGUCUCUCUGUCUUCCAGCAAGGGUUCUUCAGAAAUAAAGUCUUGGUCAUUGCCAUCGUCUUCCAGUUGUGUCUCGGUAAUUUCCUUUGCUACUGUCCCGGGAUGCCAAAUGUCUUCAACUUUAUGCCGAUUCGAUUCCAGUGGUGGCUCGUACCUGUUCCAUUUGGCAUCUUGAUCUUCGUUUAUGAUGAGAUCCGUAAACUGGGAGUACGCCGAAACCCAGGAAGUUGGUACGACAAGGAGUUGUAUUAUUAAACCGAUUUCUCCAGCCAAUCGCUGCCCCCCGUGCAGCUCAGGACACACUCAUUCUCUUCCAUUUGUGCCAAGAUAACGGAGCCAAACUUUCUGAAUGAUCAACAAUGUUUGUGUAAAUACAUGGGAAAUAUUGAUUCUAGAUACGGUCCAGUCUGUGUGUCUCUCCCUAUAUUAUAUUAUACACUGUGCAGACUGGGCCUGCUGCUGCCAUACUGAUGUAGCCUAAGCCUUAUUAGCUAAUGACACAGGCUUUUGUAUGAGGAUAAUCAGUUCAGAAAGGGUUUGUUUAUCCAUUUAAACCUUAACCAAAGCCCAGUUUGUGAUGCCGAGUAUCUCUGGACAAGGAGACAGGACAGGAGCCUACGCUCUUCAUAUAAUGUAUGUGAGCUAUUCUAAUAAAUUAUUACAUGAAAAUCA
Xenopus tropicalis (tropical clawed frog) is the source of this 3586-nucleotide messenger RNA. It is a transcript of the gene atp4a, whose product is annotated as ATPase H+/K+ transporting subunit alpha. Gene Ontology annotation, molecular function: ATP binding; nucleotide binding; ATP hydrolysis activity. Bases 74 to 3169 code for a protein of 1031 amino acids. Gene Ontology annotation, biological process: potassium ion transport; monoatomic ion transmembrane transport; proton transmembrane transport. Gene Ontology annotation, cellular component: plasma membrane; membrane. The transcript has 23 exons. The record is from RefSeq and is a predicted model, not a curated record. NCBI's taxonomy places the organism in Eukaryota, Metazoa, Chordata, Amphibia, Anura, Pipidae.